Molecule: messenger RNA, 2483 nt
Organism: Synchiropus splendidus (mandarinfish)
Lineage: Eukaryota; Metazoa; Chordata; Actinopteri; Syngnathiformes; Callionymidae
Product: homeodomain-interacting protein kinase 1-like
Exons: 9
Coding region: 927-1991 (354 amino acids)
Biological process (GO): peptidyl-threonine phosphorylation; intrinsic apoptotic signaling pathway in response to DNA damage by p53 class mediator; smoothened signaling pathway
Cellular component (GO): PML body; cytoplasm; nucleus
Molecular function (GO): protein serine/threonine kinase activity; SMAD binding; transcription coactivator activity
Source: RefSeq, a predicted model, not a curated record
CCAUCUAAUAUAUUGUUCCUAUUUCCCUUGUUAUCUAUGUUGUGGCUUUCUUUAUCUCUCUUUCUUGUUUAUCUGUGUUAUGCUAUUUUCCUCAAUGACUGCCAUAUUAUUUCAGUAGUUUGGCUGUAAAAUCCACAUAAAUGACUUCACUCUUUUUCUUUUCAAUAUGACCUUAUAAAAUUAUUUUAUUUAAAUUGCACUUGAAUUUGUCUUUAGCAAACAAUGAAAAAAAAGAUAUCAAGGUAAAUGAAUUGCAAAGGCAGUGUUACUAUAUUAUGUACUAACAGUCCCAACUUUUUCCUACAUAAAGGAUGAACAACUUUCUGCUGGACACAAGCAUCAAGCCUGCACCUCUUCCAAUAGUUAACCACAAGAUACCUGGGAAAUGUUUCAAUCCCGACUGUCGCUAUAAAGCAAAUAGUGAAUCAAACAGUGGAAUGUUUUCUUUCAUUGACACAAAAUGAAGAGAGAUCUAAAUAGACGUAAGUCUCACCUCUUGAUAAGAAGGUGGGUUGCCCGAAAAUUCCAACAAACGUUCUUUUUUCGUACAACAGCGUGGCAAAAAAAUGAGCACCACAAUUCCCAGGCACGCAAGUUCAAAAUACCUUGAGCACAUGCAGAAAGAGGAAGUCACUGAUGCUGCACAGGAACACAAUAAAUAUUUAGAAUGUUUGCACUAUGAUGAAAUGAGAAAGUUAACAUAGUUCUCAGGCAGGUAAACUCUAACGGCAUGUCUAAAAUAUUGUUUUUUUGGUCUCAAUGUUUGCUUCAACAUUUGAAAAACACGUACAGAAAAUAACUCAACGCAUCCAUGAGUUCUUCUGCCCAGGGUGGAAGCAUCACUGAUUUCAUCAUGGACUGACAGCAGGGCUGAAGUUUUGAAUCCUCGCCAUGAGUCAAGACGAAGGAACAAGCUUGACACUUUGAUGAUGUCCACUCCUGAGGGCAUCUUAAAGCCAGUGUUGGCUGCAAUGAAAAGCUACAGCAUGCUGGGAUUCAUGGGCCAAGGAUCCUUUGGAUAUGUGGUCAAAUGCAAGAAGGUUGAAGAUGCAGAGGAAGUGGCACUGAAGAUCUCCAAAGUUAUGGGAUAUGAAAUGAGUGAAACCAAUGAGAUUUCCAUGCUACAGAAGCUACGUCAGCUGGACUCUGACGCUGCCUGUAUCAUCCGCUGCUAUGAAUUUUUCCGUGUGUGCGGCCAUGUGGUCAUCGUGCUGGAGAAGCUGGACAUCACCAUUUCUGACUACAUGGACAAGAGAGACUGGAGCCCCGUAUCAGUUGAGAGUUUAAAAAUCAUCAUGAAAGACAUUGCUUCAGCGUGCAAAGCGCUGAGAGACGUCGGCCUGAUUCACAGCGACAUUAAUCCUGACAAUGUCAUGCUGGUGGAUCAGAUUCAGCGACCGUUCAGGGUGAAGCUGAUCGACUUCGGUGAGGCGCAGAAGUCUUCAGAUGUCAGAAGAGGAUGUAUGGUCCAAACUUUGCCCUACAGGGCUCCAGAAGUUAUUCUGGGCCUCCAGUAUAAUGAGGCCAUUGACAUCUGGUCUCUCGCCAUGAUGAUCACCAACCUGAGCAUAGGAAGUACUCUCUGUCCAGGAAGAAAUAACUAUGAAACCUUGCGCUGCAUCAUGGAGCUCCUGGGGAAGCCUCCAAAGAAAAUGCUGGAUGAUGGGAUUUACACAAUGUAUUUCUUCUCUAGAUGUCCCAAACCCAGUGAUCCAAAGAACACCUGGACAUUUAAAUGUCCACAUAAAUAUGAAAAGCAGUUGGGGAUAAAAACACAAGACAGACGGAGACGCUUCUUCUCCUCACUGGAUGAGAUCAAACAAUUGCCAAUGCACAAUGUGACCAAGCAGCUGUCAGCAGACAUCAGUGCUUGUAUUGAGCUGCUGAAGAAGAUGCUUCACCUUGACCCAAAGGAGAGAAUCAACGCAGACGAAGUCCUGCUCCAUCCUUUUGUCAGCGACCUCCCCCAAGAUGAUCAUGUAGACAUCUGAUGCAGCUCUUCCAUCAUCUCACCAAAGGACGAGUCCUUCAGUGUCUCCCUGACCAAUACUGGACUGAAUAAUAUCUGCACUGUUGAUUAAGCGCCCUGAGAAAGGUGCUUCUCUGAAUGUUCUGGAUGGCUAUUUCCUUUUUUAUAUUGAUGUCACCUGACAUAUUCUGGCUAGCAGCAAAGAAAAGACAGGGCGAAACGGAGCAUGCUGUGAGGAUUCUAAUAAAGUCAAACCCCCAGUCAGUUAAAAGUGACCCAUCACGAGGAUGUUGGACCAUUUGAUAGAGAUGCAGUCGACAGACACAGUUGAAGAGCACGGACAAAAAAAAUAUCAGGAAAUUGCUGGCUACUUUUCGUGCGCUUUAUUUAUGUAGCGCUAUACUUUUUACUGACAAUGUCAAAAAUACCCAAAAGAAACAACUCAAUUCUUCAAAGCUCAUGUUUUGUUUUGUCAUGAGAUCACACGAGUGCAAUGUUUGAAAUGAUUGUCACA